CCACUCGGUGCGUCAGUCUCACUCGCGCGGUCGCGGGCUGUGGACGGCUUGGCUUGCGCCUUGGCUUGCGCGGCUCCCGUGCGUAGUGCCCGUGUCGGUGUGUUUGCUGGUGCCUGUGUGUGCGUGGGAAAGACGAGUGGGUUGAAGAGACGCGCUGCCCAGGCUGCCCGGCGCGCUCUGUUUGGUCGCCGAUUACGCGGCCGGACUCAACAAGCGGCUGACUGCUGUACGCCCCGGCUGGACAUCGCUAAGUGUGCAUUGUGAACUUCCGAUAUCAGGAGCCGGUCCGGCUCCUGGCUGCUGCGAGCCAAGCUCGCCAAGUAAACAGCGCGCGAGAUAUCGCGAAGCCUGUUACGACAAGACGCGGUCUGGCGUAAACCUACCUUGUAUUAUGUUCCGCCCCGGCACGCACGUCCCAGCCGGUCUGUGACUGUCAGACACGGUCUCUGCGAUCGCGGCCGACGACGCCAUGAAGAGCCGCGCCAAGUCCCCCGCGGCCGCGCGGUCGCCGCUGCUGCUGCUGCUGGUGGCCGUGCUGGGCGUGACGGCCGCCCACGCCGCCGAGUUCUUCCCGUGGCCCGCCGGCACGUCGGACUUCUUCGCCAAGAUCUCAGCGGUGCCGCGACAGGAUGUCGUGGCGCAGAUCAAGUCCGUGGUGGAGCCCGUCACGAAGGAGGCCCUGAGUCAGCUCACGCCCGAGGUGGUCCGCCAAGUGUCCGACAUGCCCAAGGACACCAUAAUGAAGUACGUGAUGGGGGUGCUGGAGCCGGCCACCAAGACGGUGGUCUCGGGCGUGUCGGGCAUCGUGGAGCCCGCCACCGCGUCGCUGCGCCGCCUCAUCCAGGGCACGCGCACGCGCCUCAAGGGCGGCCUCAAGGGAGGCGUCCGCAUCGUGCUGCAGCCCGCCGCCGAGGGCCUCGGCGCCGUGGCCGCGCCCGCCCUGGACGAGGUCAUCUACCUGGCCGUGGACGCCGUGCGCAUGUUGUGGCGCAAGUCCUUCGAGCCACUCAGCGUGGAGCACAUGGAGCUGCACUUCAGGGACCCGCUGCUCACGGCUGACCUGGAAGUGCGCCAGGUGGAGGUGCACAACGCGUCCACGUUCGUGCUCGACGAGGUGCAGUCCGAGCCGCAGAACAUGGCGGCCAACUUCACGGCGCACGUGGACGCCUUCAACGUGACGGGGCUGUACGACAUCGACGGCCUGCUCAUCAACGGCGAGCACCGCGUCUUCGGCAACGGCAGCUUCAGGGCGGGCAUCAGCGGCCUCAAGGUGGCCGGCCGGGUGGAGAUCGGCCUCAAGGACCUGUUCCUGCACGUGGACGACCUCAAGCUGGACAUCAGCAUCGCCAAGCUGCAGGUGAAACUCGAAGGGCUGCUGGGCGACGCCGCCGUGGCGGACCUGGCCAGCGGCGUCAUCAGCGACGUGGGGCCCGACUUCCUGGAGGAGUUCCGGCCCGAGGUGGGCGCCAUGAUUUCGGGGCAGAUCAAGGACUUCGCCAACGAGCUGCUGUCGUCCUUCAGCGUCAGCAGCCUCCUGGACCGCAUCAGGCAGCACACCGAGGAGACGGCCUCCAAGAGGCUCCGCAACAACACGCACCUGUACCACCACCAGCAGCUGCAGGCCGAGGCGGACCGCCUGGAGCGCCUGGAGCAGCAGAUGCGCGAAGAGCAGCUCGCGGACAAGCGGCCGCCGUCGUGAGGCCCGCCGUCGUGAGGCCGCCGUCGUGAGGCCGCCGUCGUGAGGCCGCCGUCGUGAGGCCCGCCGCGCCGCCCAGGACGCCGCCGUCGCCGGUCGCGACCCGACCCUCGACCACGUCACGGCAGAGACGGCCUUUGCUGACGCGCUGCACGCGCUAGCGGCGGCAGACAGGCCUGCCGGGCCUUCCCCUGCCGUGAACCGCACAGCCGCACAGUGACAGGAGACGGACGGGAUUCGUCGUCGACUUGCGCGUCGCGACCGAAGCUACUCCGACUCGACGUUUUUUUGUCCGCCAAAUCGAGGCAGACGGCCGUCUCUCAGGAAACAAGCGGCCAGGUGUGCAGCUAAGUUGCUGGCGAUGAUUUGUUAAUCCACCACCACCGCACGAAUCCAUAUUCUUCUGUGAUAUUUAAAACUAAGGUUUGUCAUUUAGUCAUUGUGAUAUUGUAAUUAGUUGAUAGAUAACCAUACUAUAGUCAGAAUGCAACUUUAGGGGUAGGUUACAAGUUUUAGUGAGCGUGAUGCAGUGCAUUAAAUUAAUUCUCAAGGGAUGAAGGCUGCAGUCUCCCGGCCCAGGCCAGGCCCCUGCCUAGGAGCUGCAAGCCAGCCCUCCAGACAGGUGCGUUGAGCGGGACUGCCUACCCACGACUUGGCGGGCGCUCGAUUGCGAUUGCGAUUAAUGACUCGACCACGCCCUGACUCGACUUGACUCGACUUCGCCGGACAGUGGGUGCCCUUCUUUCUUGACCGUCAUUUUCUGUCUUUGUUUUAGUCUUUUUAGUCAAAGCUCACAUUAAUCACAUUUCCCUGGCAGGCACUGCUGUUAUUUUAAUUCGUCCUUCGGUCCGUUCAUAGACUCCAGUACUCAUCAGAACCAUGCCCUCCGGCCUGCCCGGCACAGUGGUCUGCUAUGCUAACAUUGAUGGUUCAUACCCCACCUGGCAGUAUACCAUUUAUACCCACUUACGCUGAAUGUAUGUUAAUUAAUUAUUUUUGAAUAAAACAAAUAAAUAACAGCAAAAAAA
Messenger RNA from Thrips palmi, 2724 nucleotides. RefSeq lists its product as uncharacterized. The coding region runs from base 470 to 1699 and encodes 409 amino acids. The record is from RefSeq and is a predicted model, not a curated record. The transcript has 8 exons. NCBI's taxonomy places the organism in Eukaryota, Metazoa, Arthropoda, Insecta, Thysanoptera, Thripidae.